AUGGACAACAAGAGUUAUUAUGGAUCUUCGAGAUUUGUGUUUUCCCUAAAAUCGGAAUUGCACGAAAUUAAAACGAAGCAUAUGUCGGUAGUUGGACAAAGUGAUAAAGAGAAUAGUGGAAAUAUCAAUCAUGCUCUUAAUGUAGGCGAUAGUAUUGUACCGCGUACUAAUGAGGCCACGAAAACUACGAAAAUCAACUCGGCGACAAUCAAAACGCGACGAGUUAAGAAACCUAAAUUGAAAUCGGUGGAUCUAGAGACCGUAGAAGUAAAAAGUAUCAAGCACAUAGAAUUUUUAGAAGCUGAUAUCAUAGCUAUUUCGGAAACUGGAAGUAACGACUCGUUAAUGGACGGCGAAAUUAUACCGAUAGGGUACCAAAUUAUUCGGUGCGACCGUACUGACGGACGUGAACAAGGCGGUGCAUUUCUAGUGGCCGCGCGAGCGAGGCUCGACGGUGACGAAGCGGUGAGGGCGAGCGGUGGCGGUAGUGCUGGCGUUCAAGUACCCCAACUGUCGCUGGCGCAUGUAAAAGUUGCACUCGCUCGGCUGAAGCCAAAAAGCUUCAACCAGAUGGAAUUCCGCCUUUCUUGUUACGCGACUGCAGACAUGGCAAAUGACAGACCGUUAGCUGCGCAUGAAAUUUUAGAUGCUUUAGAAAUUGUUUCUGAUAAUGAGGAAGAUUAUAGAGAACGACUGAUAUGUAUUCUACCUCCUCCUGUUGAUCCUGACUGUCUCACUGACGAAGAUUCGAAUGAAGAAGAUAAUGUAACUUUGAAUAAUUUGCCACGAAACAUUCUGCUUCAACCGGCUGAAGUAAUGAUUCAAGGGCAGAUUAUGGUGAGUGAUACAAAAGAAGAACCUUCUGAUUCUACAGGUCGAACUAAACGUAGGCGUACCUACGCAUGGAGAAGAGAAACAUUGUCAUAG
This is a messenger RNA of Leptosia nina, 927 nucleotides long. Lineage: Eukaryota; Metazoa; Arthropoda; Insecta; Lepidoptera; Pieridae. The record is from the annotation of a GenBank genome assembly.